AUGAGUCAGUCAGUGGGGCAGUCGUCAGCCGUCAACGACGAUCAUGAGUCACAGUGGCCAGAGAAGCUUGUGUCCGGCGUGUGGCGGCAGCUGAAGAGCAGAGGAGAACAAGAAGAGAGGCCAACUGGCUGUUCGCCGGCCGGGAACAAAGGUGAAAAUGGGGCAGGCAGGAGGCAACGGACGACGACAUCAACGACUCCAGAGCCAGGCACGCAGCCAGCCGGUUGUAGCGUGCUCCUCCCAGCGCCUACGGCGAGCAAAGCGAAUGUCAUUGGUGCGGCGGCCUCGAUGGUAGUUAUGUGGACAGCCGCUCCAUCACAUGCCCGCCCCCCUGCCGGUCGCUGA
Molecule: messenger RNA, 345 nt
Organism: Soboliphyme baturini
Lineage: Eukaryota; Metazoa; Nematoda; Enoplea; Dioctophymatida; Soboliphymatidae
Source: the annotation of a GenBank genome assembly